GUUCGCUGGAUUCUAUAACAACAAAAGACUCCGCCGGGAGCCGAGACGGGCCGACGCAACAGGGAGCCUUGAAGGGACUGAGGGGACCGCCGCCCUGCCAACCUACCUCAGUAGCCGCCGUCCAGCUUCUCCCUGCCCCGACGUUCGCAGGACGGUUUUUGUAGCAACUGUUUACAAACCAUGCCUCUCUGCAUCCAGUGCCUCAGCUGAUAAAGUUUUUAUGCACUUUAAUCUUCUACCUGCACCCUUAAACUUUGGUUGGUACGUUGUGGAGUGGUACCUCAUUUUGUGGACACAAACAAAACAUCUUAGUGAUGUUCCAGAGGCUGAAUAAUAUGUUUGUGGGAGAACUCAGUAAUUUGCCCAGCCAAGAACCAGAGUUCAGUGAGAAAGAAGAAGAAGAAGAGUGGAUUCUAGUAGACUUUAUCGAUUCCUGUUCAAACUUUUCUACUGUUGAUGAAGAAGAGGAGGAGGAAGUGGAUAACAUCUGCAAACAACCUCCUGAUGACCACUCACCCAUCUUCUCUUGUCUGUCUGAUUCCUUGGACUGCUUGGCAGAUGCCAGUGAAUCCUGCUUCAUCCAAUUAGACUCGUGCUCCAUGGAAGAAAGCUGGUUCAUCACUCCCCCUCCAUGUUUUACAGCAGGUGGUUUAACCACUCUCAAAGUAGAAACCAGCCCACUGGAAAAUCUGCUUAUUGAACAUCCCAGCAUGUCUGUAUACGCAAUCCAUAAUACCUGUCACAACCUCAACAAGAACAGUUGUGAUGAAAAGGAAGAACAGGAGGAGGAAGAGGAAGAGGAGGAAGUAGAGUCCCACGAUGAAAGCAAUCAUAGAUCUGAAGCCCAAAGCAAAAUGGGCCAACACGUCCAAUGCUACAUUGCUGCACUUGCUGCUCAUUCAACUUUUCUUGAACAAAGUACCAAGAGUUUUCGUCCUUCCCAGUGGAUAAAAGAGUUCAGCGAAAGACAAUCCUUGAACAGAAACUAUCUCCGUCGCCAAAAUCUCACCAGGGAUCCCUACACACGGCAACUCAAGAGCAGCGGAUUUUUUGUUCACCAGCCUUGCCAGCGUCAGUAUAAUUACUGAGAGUGUUUUGCAUUUUUCUCCCCAGAAAUAAUAUUUGUUAACUAUUGUGAGACAAUGAAGGUGAGAACUGUCUUAGGAUGCUCGUGAGUUGUUUUUACACAAUCACUUGAGUGUUACAAUUCAGUUGAAAACCACUUUGGUUUCAGUGUCACAGAAUGCCUUUUCAAUGUUUUGUUUGUAGCUAGUAAACAUAUAUAGUAUGUGUAGUAAUGUUUGUGUGAUUGUGCCUCUUUGCCUCCUUGUGACAGACUUUAUAAAUUUUAUUAGGUAUGGAUGGGUUUGUUUGUUUUUUAUAUUCGUAUUUACAGCCAAGAUACAAGGCAUCUUUCAGCCUUCUUGUAGUUACAGAAUUUCUCAGGGUCACCCAUACACUUGCAAUGAUCUGUGUAUACUGUAGAUUGUCUUUUAAAAUAGUAACACAACCAUCAAAAUACAGUGGCCUAAAUGGCAUUAUAUUCCUAAUAUGGAAUUGAUUUUCUAUGUAGCAGUAGAAGGAAGAUGAAGAGGAAAAAUGUGUAACCUAAUAUCUUUCUAUAUAGUUUUCAAAAUCUUUGUUUAGUAUGGUUUAUCAGUUUCCUGUGCAACAGAGGUCCUUUGUAGAAUGUAAUAGACCUACAAGUGAAGAAGAGGGCGAACCAGGUUUUGAGUAUGUGUUCCAGUCGUCCUAUUCUUGUAUAAUUAAAUGAUGGGAAUUGUAGACCAAUAUACCUACUAUCCAGUUUGGGAAAGACUAUUUUGAAGAACAGGCGUGCACUUUUCAAAAAAGGCAAUGAUCCUUUGAGGGAAAAUCCAAAAUCUAUUACUUGCUGAUAGUUAAAGACCAU
Pseudonaja textilis is the source of this 1912-nucleotide messenger RNA. It is a transcript of the gene TP53INP1, whose product is annotated as tumor protein p53 inducible nuclear protein 1. Gene Ontology annotation, cellular component: nucleus; autophagosome. Lineage: Eukaryota; Metazoa; Chordata; Lepidosauria; Squamata; Elapidae. Gene Ontology annotation, biological process: positive regulation of DNA-templated transcription; autophagosome assembly. The record is from RefSeq and is a predicted model, not a curated record.